Nematocida major is the source of this 1326-nucleotide messenger RNA. RefSeq lists its product as uncharacterized. Bases 1 to 1326 code for a protein of 441 amino acids. NCBI's taxonomy places the organism in Eukaryota, Fungi, Microsporidia. The record is from RefSeq and is a predicted model, not a curated record. The transcript has a single exon.
AUGAUCAGGAUCAAUUCAAUCAUAGGCACUGUAGGGCUUCUUUUGUCAGUGUGGACAGCUGAGCUCCAGGCUUCUUUCAACCCAGAGACUAUGACAUCGGUCACAGGAAUAGCCCCAAACAACAUGCUGGGCCUGUGUAGCUGCCUGCCAAACGCUGCUUGCCAAAGAGACCAGGGAAUUGAAAAGCUUACUGCAGUGCUCGCUGCCUUGAGAAACUCUAUUUCCAAGUACGGCAACGGCAUGUCAAACUGCAUAGGCAUGGAUAGUUUGAUGGGCAUGGGCCUCAUCUCGCCAAAUACUGGAACAGAGUGCUUAGAUAUCUGGCUAAAGGCUAUAAAUCCCUUCCAAGUUCUUACAAGCCCGCCAAAGGGUGGCUCGUUCAACACCUGUGCUGAGUUCCAGAAGUCUCUUUUGGGAAUGCUGAAUCUCCGCUUGACUGGCGGAUACUCCGCGAUAGAAGAAUAUCUUGCAACAAAGCCGCCUGCAUCUGGGUGCGAAUGUAAUAAUAUGCCGUUCGGGCCUUCCAUGAUUCCGGGCGCGUCAGUGAUGUCAAGCGGAUGCGGCCCUAUGAUGAAUCCGCUAAUGCCUUCAUCUUCGCCUGGAGGAUGCGGGCCCUCCAUGCCCAAAAUGAACCCAUUCAGUGGGCCUGGGCCAAUGGCUGGCGGACUCUUUGGGAUGCCAUGCGGGCAAGAGUCGCCUAUAAUGGGCGAGUUCGGAGCCCUAGGAUGCAGUAACGCAAACAUCAUCGACAAUUUGACAUUUCUAAAGGGGAACAAGCCGCAGUGCUGUCCUGAGCCACAAAAACGGCCCAGAAUAGACAUGCAAAAUGUGCCGGGGCCUUUGAACGUCUCAAUGGGAGGAUGCUGCACAAGCGAUUUAAUUCUCAAUGCCUUGAAGCAGCAGCAGAUGCAGCAGCCUGCAGUUCCACAGUCAUUUUCAAACGAAUGCCCGAUAGGCGCAACCGCCUUAAUGGGAACCGUGGACUUUGCCCGGCAGGCGGCAUUCCAGAGACAGCCUGUCUGCAAGUGUUCGCCCCCUCCGCAGGGAACACAAGUUUUUCUAGGAGGGUGCUGUGCCGAUGAGGGUAAAGGAUUCUCUGGGCUGGCGAGUCUGGGGCUGAUGGGGCUUGGAGGAGGCUACGAGCAAAAUCCGAUGCCUUCCAUGCCUUCCAUGCCUGACAUGGGCUGUGGAUGCAACAACUCCACGAAAAUUCUGGAUGAUAUAAUGAGAAACACCCCACAAGGUUUCUCCGGCGGAAAUAGCUGCAUGGGUAGGACAGCUGGUGAAUUGGCAAGCUUGAGCGCACUGCAGCUAGGCGGAUGCUAG